This is a messenger RNA of Phlebotomus argentipes, 2590 nucleotides long. RefSeq names its product GTPase-GDP dissociation stimulator vimar (gene vimar). Gene Ontology annotation, biological process: positive regulation of GTPase activity. Gene Ontology annotation, cellular component: cytosol. The record is from RefSeq and is a predicted model, not a curated record. Gene Ontology annotation, molecular function: protein binding; guanyl-nucleotide exchange factor activity. Lineage: Eukaryota; Metazoa; Arthropoda; Insecta; Diptera; Psychodidae. The coding region runs from base 156 to 2036 and encodes 626 amino acids. The transcript has 2 exons.
UGAGCAAAGAAGUGAGCAACUCUUCACGUUUAUUGUUUCUUCCGCUUGGGGUGUUUUGUGUUUUCUCUGAGGUUUUUCUUACAUUUUCUUUUGUAUUUUAUAGUUUAGUGAAGUAAAGCCACCGUGAAUGCAAUAAUCACACACUCAACUGCACCAUGGCAACAAAAGACAGCGGCGUGGAGGAGGUGAUAAAGGAACUGAGGCAAAUCACCCUGGCGGAUGGCGACAGUGUGGCUUCUGUGCUGGCCAAAAUCUCCGCGGCAGACCCAAAGACUUACGAGGACGCCGACUUGGCGGCGCCGCUGCACAGUCUGCUCGCCACUGCAUCCGGCAGCGACGACACGCGCGCACAGGUGGCCAAGUGCAUAGCCGAUGUGGCGAAGAUCGCCGGUCAGCGGAAGAGAUUCACCGCCAAGGACACCAUUGAACUCCUGCUAAAGUUCAUCCGCGAGGCGGAGAAGGUAGAAAAGAUCAAGCUCGUGACGCAAGCGUGUCGCGCUCUGGGCAACAUUUGCUAUCUGAAUGACGACGCCAGGAGUCUGAUAGUGGAGCUGAAGGGCGAUGACAGCCUCGUGAAGCUGCUGGACGUGAGUGUGGCGGAGGAGAGUGCGGAGUAUGAGCAAUUCGUGAAGGUUCGAUGCGGCGUCAUCUCGAAUUUCCUCCUGGGCGGCGAGGAAUUCUCCAAGAAGGCCAUGGAUCUAGGCAUCCUGAGCCGACUGGAGGCCACAGCCGACGCGGCGUCACAGCGGAAGCCCCUGCCGGAGGUGCUGCUGCAGAACACGCUGCAGCCGCUGAGCAUUCUCACGGAGAACGUGCCGGAUCUGAAGUUCAGCGCGUCACUGAAUCGCAGUCUGGUUCGCAUUCUGGGUGCGUCGACGCAUCCGGACCUGGGCGAGAUGUGCCUGGAACUGCUGCACUACCAGGCGGAGAAUGACGACGUGAAGUUGCUGCUGGCGAAGGACGGCCUGUGUGAGACAAUCUACAGGCUGCUGGAGAAGUACAAAACGCUGGCGAGCAGUAGCAGCGAUGCGCGCGCUCUUAUGAAGUUGGCAUGUGAUCUAAUCGUACUUAUCCUCACGGGGGAUGACUCCAUGAGCUACCUCUACUCCACGCCCUUCCGGGGAAACAUGGAGGCCUGGCUGGAGGCGACUGACGUGGACCUGGUGACGACGGGCGUGCUGGCGCUGGGCAACUUCGCGCGCACGGACAGCCACUGCAUCGACAUGGUGCGCGGCAAUGUGAUGCACAAGUUGCUGGCCAUCCUGGCCAAGAACAACAGCACCAGCGACGACGUGAAUCUGCAGCACGCGCUGCUCAGCACGCUACGCAAUCUCGUGAUACCCAAGGUGAACAAGACGGCGGUGAUCGAGGCGGGACUGGUGGGCAUUCUGCUGCCCAUGCUGGAGAUCCACACGCCCUGGGUGGUGUUCAAGCUGCUGGGCACGCUGCGCAUGACUGUUGAUGGGCAGGAGAAGCUGGCGCUGGAGCUGCUGGCCAACGAGAAGCUCAUCCGGCAGCUGGUGACGUGGAGCAACUCCACGGACUACGCGGGCGUCACGGGUGAGUCACUGCGCCUAAUGGCGUGGCUCGUGAAGAACGCGUACGCCGUUCAGCGGCACGACGGCGCCGCGAUGGCGGUGGCGGAUCACGGCAGCCUGGCGAGGUUCGCGUGCACCGAGGGCGCAGUGGAGUGCAUGGUGGCGAUGCUGGCGUCGCAGCACCUGGUCAUGCAGAACGAGUCCCUGAUUGCCUUAAGCAUCCUGCUGGUUGUCUUCGGGCAGAGCGCCGGCGCGGCGGCCGCCAGUGGCCCCAGCGUGGAUCUCGAGAGUCUCCUCGUGGCCGCGAAUGUGGGCGCGAAGCUGGCGGAGCUGAUCUCCACGCGCGCCGACACCAUGACCAAGGAGAUCGUGGAGAACCUGCAGGCCGUGAUCGAGCUGCUGCGCAAGUCGGACGCCCUGACGAAGCACCUGGCGCAGCACAACAUCGACGAGCAAGUCAAGUCAAUCCCAAUUCUCGUGGAGUACUGCACACUCUAAGAAGCGCACACGAGCGCCCGUUCUCGAGCGCACAGCACGUGAGUAUUUUACCUUUAUGAUGAGCCCUGUGACGUAAGUUUCUGCAAGGUUUUUAUUUAGUUACAAUCUACAAUAUAAGGAAGAAAAUCUCGUAGCCAAUUUGGAAGUAAACAAAAAAGUGAGAUUGUAGAGAAGAAUUCCGUAGUGAUUUUCAGUGUUUAAUGAAAGAGAGUGAAAAAAAGAGAAAACAUUUUGCAUUUAUCACUAUAAACUUUUUUAACUGUAACUUUUCUCCUCUUGAGAUAUUUAAGGAUAAAGGCGAAUUGAUAGAAAAUGGCUUUUAUGAUGACAAACAGAAAGAAAAGUAUAUAUAAAUAUAUAUAAAUUUUCCUCUAAACCAAAUUUGUAAAUUUAGCAUGUCUUGAAACAUUUUUUAUUCCUUCUUCUUGAUGAAUAUUCCAAUCAAUAAUUAGAUCUUUGACUGUAAGAUAAUCCCUUUUGAAGUGAGAAAAAAAAGAGAGUAUUGAAACAUCGAAAAUCCUAUAAAUAGUUGCAAUAAAUGUCCAAGAGUUAGA